CCGGGCUUGCUAGGCGGGCGGGGCAGCGCUGACGUCAUUCACGGCCCCCCCUCCCCAGCAGAGGGGCGGUGGCCGCGCUGGCUACUCCGAGCGCAUUGACGGACAGAGGGACAGAGAGACCGGGUACCGGCAGGCACACGUCCAGGCCAUGCCCGGGGAGGCUGCGGGCGCUGAGCUGCCGCUGCCUGAGGCAGGAGGGCCUGGAUCGCGCACAGAUCUCUCGUGUGAUGCAGCCAUUGCAACCAUCCUGAAAGGAGACCAACGGGAGCCCCACGCCCUGAUCCCAGGGCCUAGUCCUCUGCCCCUUACAUUCUUGUCCAGCAAGCCAGGUGCCAGGCCCCAGCCUGAGGGGGCCAGCUGGGAUGCAGGGCCCAGUGGGGCUGCCUCAACCUGGGUGGACCCGGCAGAGGGCGGCCCAAACCCAGCGGUCCUCCCUGAGAGCCUGCCUCUCCAGCCUUUACCCGCUGAAGUCCCUCUCCCCACCACCCUGGAGCCCCGCAUCGUGAUGGGUGAGGAGACAUGCCAGCUCAUCUCUUCACCCAGGGCAGCCUGGCCAAUGCUCAGGGACCGGGAGGGUGGGCACACCGCCCUGCACCCACCCCCGGAGCUGUGUUCUCAGGGUGAUUCUCCCGUGCCUUCCCCUCCCCCUGACCUUGAUUCUUACUUCACACCCCCCUCUACUCCCACCAAGACCGCCUAUGCCCUACUUCCGGACCACAACGGGCCCCGAAGGGAUGCCUGGGGCCUGGAGGCCAAGCUGCUGGAUGAGUUACUGGACUCAACGCCAGCUUCACCCUCGGGCUCCUACAUUACAGCAGAUGGGGACAGCUGCGCGUCGUCACCAUCCUGUUCCCUCAGCCUGCUAGCCCCAGCUGAAGGACUGGACUUUCCCUCCGACUGGGGCCUCUCUCCGUCAGGGUCGGUGAUAGAUGAACUAGAGUCACACCCUGCAGCACCCCCAGAGCCCCCAUCCUCUGAAUCUAGCCUCUCAGCAGAUAGCAGCUCUUCGUGGAGCCAAGAGGGCCAUUUCUUUGAUCCGAGCUUCCUGGCCAACGACCCGAUGAUCCCUGCCGCCCUACUACCCUUCCGGGGUAGCCUCAUCUUCCAGGUGGAGGCCGUGGAGGUGACACCACUGCCCCAAGAGGGAGAGGAUGAAGAGGAGGCAGCUGCUGAUGCUGCAAGCCCCGAUGGAGACCUGGCUGGAGAGGGUGAGGACGACAGCACGUCCGCCUCCUUCCUGCAAUCACUGUCCGAUCUGUCCAUCAUCGACGGCAUGGACGAGGCCUUUGCCUUCCGGGAUGAUACCUCGGCACCCUCCUCUGACUCGGACUCAGCUUCCUAUGCAGGGGCAGAUGAUGACAGGCUGUACAGUGGGGAGCCCCACGCCCAGCCCAGCGCAGAGAAUCCAGAAGAGGAGCACAGAGGCAGGGCCACAGUUCAGGGGACAGAGUUCACAGCUCAGAUUUCAGAGCAAGAAAUCUGUCUUACAAACAGCCAGGAAUCGGUGGCAGAAAUGACAGAUGAGGCCCUAACUUCAGGCAUAGAGUCUGAGGCUGCUGGGAGCUCACUUGAUCUGCAAGCAGCUCCAGGCCCUCAGGUGGAGGAAGCUACCACAGUGACCCCUCAGGUGGGGGACGAAGGAGUUGACUCAGUCUCUCAACAAGCACCCAGGGCUCUGCCUCAGCCCUGUGAGAAGGGGAUAGGCACUGUCUUAGGCUGUAAGGCCAUCACUGCAAAGGAAAUUCCAGAUCUGCAGGAAGGACUGGUCCUUCCUGAUAACUUGAAGGAAGAAGGUCAGGGCCUUCCCUCCACACUGGAGUAUAUGGUCGUGGCUUCAGUGGGGCCCCAGAAAGCUGAGGGAGGUGUCACAAUACCCGAGGACUCCCUUAUGACGUUACCCCAGCUCUUGGAAGGUACAGAUUCCACCUCAGGACCAGAGUCUGUGGCCAGAGUUGUGCUGGGACCCCAGCGGGAUGAGGAGUGUGACAAAGCACUGCAGGGUGUUCCUAUGGCAUCAUCUCCACCCCUACAAAGUACAGACCCACCCUCAGGUCCAGAGUGUAGGGCUGUGGCUCCAUUUGGGUUCCAGCAGGCUAAGGAAGGUAUCACAGGACCCCAGGACUCCCCCGUGGCAUCACCCCCACCCCUGCAAGGCUCAGAUCCCACCUCAGACCCAGAACCCGAGGCUGUGGUCACACUGAGGUCCAAGCCGGAUGGCAGGAUUGACACAGUACCCCAGGAGUCCCCAAUAGCAUCAUCGACACCCCUGCAAGUUUCAGAUCUUACUUCAGACCCAGGACCUGAGGUUGCUGCAACACUGGGACCACAGCAGGUCGAGGAGGGUGUCGCCAUACCCCAGGUCACCCUAAGAACAUCACCUUCACCCCUGCAAGGCUUAGAUUCAAGCUCAGACCUAGAACCUAUAGCUGCAGCCACACUGGAGUCCCAGCAGGCUGAAGAAAGUGCCACAGCACCCCAGGACACCCUUGUGAUAGCACCUCUACACCUUCAAGAUACAGAUUCCACCUCAGACCCAGAGCUGAUAGGUCCAGACACCUCUCAGGCCCUGCCUAGGAAAGCAGGCUACAUGCCAGAGACCAAGCCUUCAGCCUCAGAGGCCCAUCAGGAAUUAGGUGCGGCCGCAGGACCAAGGCCAGUGCUCCCCAAGGAGCAGCAGGAUGCAGCACCCCCUCCACACUCGGUACUCCCGGCUUCCAACCAAGCCGGACAGAAUGGCUCAGAGGCAGCUGGAAAGGCUGACAACUUUGAGGCUCCAGAAGAGUCAGGUCUCACCUUGAGCACAAAGACUUCUGAGGCAUCUUGCAUGGGGGAAAAAGAAGCCGAGAGCGCAUCUGCUACAAGCCAACAAGGAGCAUGUCUUAAAGCCCAUGAUGGCGUCAAGACUCACUCACCUCAAAGAGAGGCCCCGGGAGUCAAGAGCAAGCGGGGUAGAGGCCCCAAACCACCAGGGCAUGGAAAUAGGUCUAAGUCAGCAACCCAAGGUGCUGGGGAUACACUCAAGGCACAUUCCGCUGCAUGCCCUGAGGUCAGCCAGCCACAGCUGAUGAGCCCUGCUGGAGAUAGAAGGGGCCUGGGCAGCAAGAACACCUCAGGCCCCAGGCUUCCUGGGGCUGUAUCUGUACAAGCCAGGCUAGGAUCCUGCCCAGGGUCCCCAACAAGGGCCACAUGCACACUAAGCCAGGUCUAUUCUGAAGAGACCGCCAGGUGUGCACCACCUUUCCAGCACCUGGAGCCUAUGCUGAGCCUGGGUAGUGGGGAACAGCCCCAGGUGACCCCUUCCCCAGCAAACUCUGCCAGUGACCUGCACACUACACCCCAGAACAGGUUCCAGGAACCUGACCCUGCUGCUCCCAGUGCCCUGGACAGGGCAUCCCAGUCAUCCCCGGGGCCCCUAGCCCCCUGCUUGGGCCCUAUUCCCCAGAAAGCCUCUGUGGAAGAGGAGGAGCCCCCAGCCUCUCAUGGUCUGAUGCCUCGGGCAGGAGCCCAGGGAGCUGCUGCCAUUACCAGCUCAGGAUCCACAAAGCCUCUGGGGGCCAGGCAGCGUGUCAGCCUCUCACCUCACUCCACCCUCAACCCCAAGGUGACCCCCACAGAUGCCAAAGACCUGACUUGCAUCAUCUCAAGCCCCUGCCAAGUGCCUCCUCCCUCUGGGACCCACACCCCAUCUGGCCCUCGAGGGUUCCCAGCCCAGGAACAAGAGGACGAGGACAGCCUGGAGGAAGACUCACAGAGGGCCCCAGGUUCCGGCCAGCAUUCGGAUAGCCAUGGGGAGUCAUCAGCAGAGCUGGAUGAAGAGGACAUGUCACCUGUGAAAGCACAGUGCCCAUCACAGGGCCCAGCAGGCAGCAGUGACGAGACCAUUGCCAAAGCCAAGCAAAGCCGCAGUGAGAAGAAGGCUCGAAAGGCGAUGUCAAAACUGGGCUUACGGCAGAUUCAGGGAGUCACCAGGAUCACCAUCCAGAAGUCCAAGAACAUCUUGUUUGUUAUUGCCAAGCCAGACGUCUUCAAGAGCCCCGCCUCAGACACCUAUGUGGUCUUCGGUGAGGCCAAGAUCGAGGACCUGUCCCAGCAAGUACACAAAGCCGCAGCAGAGAAGUUCAAGGUGCCCUCUGAGUCAUCGGCCCUGGUCCCUGAGUUGGCACCUGGGCCCCGGGGAAGGACAGAGUGUGAGGAGCAGGAGGAGGAAGAUGAGGAGGUAGAGGAGGCUGGACUAGAACCUCGGGACAUUGAACUGGUCAUGGCCCAGGCCAACGUAUCCAGGGCAAAGGCUGUGCGGGCCCUUAAGGACAACCACAGUGACAUUGUCAACGCCAUCAUGGAACUGACAAUGUAGCUGCUGACUGGAAGCUGCUCUGCCUCUCCCUGUCUCUGCAGCCCAAUAAACCAGUGUCACAUCAUCACCC
Acomys russatus (golden spiny mouse) is the source of this 4424-nucleotide messenger RNA. RefSeq names its product NAC alpha domain containing (gene Nacad). The record is from RefSeq and is a predicted model, not a curated record. The coding region runs from base 149 to 4354 and encodes 1401 amino acids. Lineage: Eukaryota; Metazoa; Chordata; Mammalia; Rodentia; Muridae. Gene Ontology annotation, cellular component: nascent polypeptide-associated complex; cytoplasm. The transcript has 8 exons. Gene Ontology annotation, biological process: protein targeting to membrane.